Vigna umbellata (rice bean) is the source of this 561-nucleotide messenger RNA. Lineage: Eukaryota; Viridiplantae; Streptophyta; Magnoliopsida; Fabales; Fabaceae. The record is from RefSeq and is a predicted model, not a curated record.
UCAACUUUGGGCAAGGAAGAAAAAAGUGAAAUUUUGAGAACAUAUAAAAGAAAGAAAAUAAAUUAAGGAUAAGUUUGGAAUUGGAUUGGGAGAGAGUGAAAAUGGAGUUGGAAGCAGUGAAGAGGUAUUUGGAGAAAGGAGUGGGAACAUCAUCGGAGGUUGAUGCUUUGCCACCGAGGUUUUUGGAACCCCUAAUAAUGAAUUCGCUUAAGGUUGAUCUCAUUGAACCUGGUCGCAUUCUCUGUUCCAUGAAGAUACCUCAACGUUUACUCAACGCUGACAAUACGUUGGAAGGUGGUGCCGCCGCUGCGCUGGUGGAUGUGGUGGGUUCCGCCGUGAUUCCCACCGUUGGGUGCGGUCCGAAUACGGGGGUUUCCGUUGAGAUUAAUGUUUCCUACUUGGAUGCUGCCUAUGUCGAUGUAUCUCACCAAACUAUCUAUCUUCUUUGAUUAUUGAUUUGUGAUUUGUUAUAAUGAUCCAUUUACUUGAUAAAUGAAUCAUAGUAACGGGGUCAGGUUUGGUUUGGGUGACUGAUUUUUUUUCCUUUAAUUGCUCUUUAAA